Spodoptera litura is the source of this 1482-nucleotide messenger RNA. RefSeq names its product MAP kinase-specific phosphatase (gene Mkp). The record is from RefSeq and is a predicted model, not a curated record. Gene Ontology annotation, biological process: protein dephosphorylation; regulation of MAP kinase activity. Gene Ontology annotation, molecular function: JUN kinase phosphatase activity. Gene Ontology annotation, cellular component: cytoplasm. NCBI's taxonomy places the organism in Eukaryota, Metazoa, Arthropoda, Insecta, Lepidoptera, Noctuidae.
AUUUAAUAACAUUUUAGCUUUCCAAAAUGAGUUUUCUCAGCCAACUACAGAAACAAAAGAACAAAUUGAAAGAAACUGAGACAGUUGUAACAAAAGUCGAUGGAAAACGGUACAUAGAGAAAGAUACUACAGUAACUGCAAUUUCUUCUAACAGUUAUGGCUUUGUAGUUGACACGAAGCCAGAUAAUGUUCCAGUACUGAUAUCUCAUUAUUUAUACAUAGGAUCACAAGAUUGUACAGCCCAAGAAGUGAUACAAUCAUAUAACAUCCUGCAUGUACUCAGUUUAGGUAUAAACAUUCAAGUUUCAGUCAACAGUAAGUUCAUCAAGUGCUUGGAUUUGCCUGAAACUAGUAUAAAAGAUAUAUUAUUAGACAGUUUGCCGUUCAUUCGGAAGGCUGUGGAUGCCAAAGAAAAUAUUUUAAUUCACUGCAAUGCAGGCGUUUCUAGGACUUCUAUGGUUGCCAUAGCUUAUCUAAUGCAUUACGAAAAAAUGAAUUAUCAAGAAGCUUAUGAGCUUGUGAAAGCUAAAAGGCCUGCUAUCCAACCUAAUGAUGGGUUUAAAAAACAAUUAAAGUCUAUGACGCCUGGAGAAAUAAUUUGAUACAGUGCAAUAGAUUUUAGACUUUGUUGCUUUAUUAAUAAGUGUUAUAUUAGAUGUAGUACUUGUAGAUAGUAAAUAAAUAAAAUGUAUUAAUAAAUAACACUGCAUGUUUAAUUGUUUACUUUUAAAGAGAAGCGGCACAAAAACAUUCAUUUGCUCUUUUAAACAUGUAUAAAAGAGGUUACAAUAAAACAACACUGGAUACAAACAACUAAUGUAAUAACUAAUAAAUAGGGCAGUUUUAAGUACAUGAGCCAAAGAGUACAAGAUACGGGCCCUGUGCCACUCGUAUACCGACUGGAAGCGAGCGUUACAUUACAAUUACUAGAUUAUUAUAUUGUAGCACCAAGUUCAUAAGUUGUCCGCAGCACUUAAACUUAAUCAACAUGUUUCAUAUAAAUAUUUGUAUGUACAACUGUUUAUUGGCUAUAGAAGCUAUGUUAUUAUCAUUUAUUUUGGCAACUGUAUCAUCUUACACUAUACACGGAGUGCUAGUACGUCAUAGAUAACAUUUUCACUUAUGCCCUUUUACAAGAAUAAUUUUAUUAUGGAAGAUAAAUUUUAGUAUUUAUAUCGCCAAUCAACACUCGAAGCAAAAGCGCUGGAUAAAUAAAAUAAGUAGUUUUUCAGCAACAGUAGCUUACCGGUCAUCAAAAUUUUAACGGAUAUUUGUACAUAAUAAAGUACCUACCUAAUCAAAUUCAAAUGGAAGACAACUACUAGAUAACAUAGUAGAAAUUACUUGUUAGAAAAACUUAUAUUGUAAAUCGUAAAAUAUUCCCUCUUAACUGCAAAAGCGUUGAACACUCACGUUUAAAAAAAGGCCAAUAUUAUAAUAUUUUACAUGUCGCUAUGACGUACUAGUAAUCUAAAAAAAAAA